Messenger RNA from Paramecium primaurelia, 315 nucleotides. NCBI's taxonomy places the organism in Eukaryota, Ciliophora, Oligohymenophorea, Peniculida, Parameciidae. The record is from the annotation of a GenBank genome assembly.
AUGAAUUUUUGUCCAGUUUGCUCAAAUUUUUUAUCUUUAGAGAAUGAAUCUAGUUCAGGAUAUAGAUUAAAAUGCCCUGGAUGCAUUUAUUAUUAUCCAUUAAAAGAAAUGAGACUUACUAAAACAUUUUAAUCUAAAGAGCCUGCUCCUAUUACAUAUCCAUAAUAAAAUAAAUAAAUUACAGAUGAAUAAUGUGAUAAAUGUGGAUGUCUUAAAGCAUUCUUUUGGGAAUUCUAAACAAGAGGAGCAGAUGAAUAAAGUACAAUAUCAUUUGAAUGCAUAAAAUGUGGUCAUAAGUGGAAGAAUGAUAGAUGA